Messenger RNA from Oryctolagus cuniculus (rabbit), 3267 nucleotides. The record is from RefSeq and is a predicted model, not a curated record. Lineage: Eukaryota; Metazoa; Chordata; Mammalia; Lagomorpha; Leporidae.
CUGCACAAAGAAUAACAACAAUUAGAUGCUGGGGAGAUCAUGGUGGAUGGGUGGAGGCUGGAUAACAGGUGUAUCAGGAUUAGAAAGAAGGAAACAAGACUUUUAGACACAUGAUAAAGUAUGAGUUUCAAGGAAGAAAUUUUCCAAGUGAAAACAGGCUGAGAAUACCCAAGAGCAUAGAAUACGUCAGUGCAGAAGCAAAGACAAAUUAAAGAAGGUAAAGACUUUAAAACACCACACCUGACCUCCAACAUGUCACCUCCUACCUUUAUCAAACCAACAAAAACACCAUCACCCAUCCUAAGAAUGUUACAGCUCUCAUCAAACUGUGCUUAACACCCAGAAUUUUUUGCCUCACCUAAUUUAAUUCUCACAUAAUAUCUCAAAGUAGGUCUUAUUACCCUGGUUAUUUUGUACAUGGAAAUAAGAUGCUUAGAAGAAUUAGUUUAGGAACAAUCACUCCUAGGUAAUAAAUGCUGUCAGUAAUACGCAUUUCCUUUAAGCACCCAAUCUCUCUAUCCGCUCUAUCUGAUGAUAUUCCUUCUCCCAGAAUUGCCUCUGCUUAUUAGACAUGCUCCUACUUUCUCAGUUAUCCCAUCACAUCUACAAAAAGAUAUGCUGCUACUAUUCAAGAGUGAAACCUAUCUUCAGCAUAAUCAGAAAUCCCAGCUUUUAACUACAUCAUUGUCAAUAUGUGUACCUGUGCCUAGCAAGAGUGCUAUUACAGGAAAGAGACUAAGAUGUACUUCAGGACUAUCUGUUAAUUUAUUACCCUUUUAAAAUUUAAGGAAGUGUUAUUUAACUAUUCUAAUGUGUGUAGUUGUUUGUUUUACCUCAUCCUAGAAAACACCAUCACCAUCUAAUUAUUCACUUAAUUCAUUAUGAAAUCACAAACACCAAAUUUGAACCAAAGGAGACCAUGAGUAAUUGUAAAUUGAGAAGUCAAUUUUACUUAAGUUGAAUUUAUACUAGUAGAUACAGGGAUCACUCAGAAUGGGUUUAAAAGUUGGCAUGGACUCAAAGCAUAACUGGCAACUAAAAUUUAUGUAAAUAUGGAUGUUAUUCAGUCUCUUGAGUUUGACAAGUUUAAUUAAUAUAACUAAUCAAACAUAAUUUUAGAAGCACUCAGAAUAAAUCUAUAAGUUUCAAGAAUUGUAUUUGGCAGUUGUGGAAUGUUAAGUGUCAGUUUUUACUAUGCUUAUGAAAAGCCAAUUGGCAGAAAAUAUUUGGCUUACAAAUUCAUACAAUUUAAACAUUGGGUAGAUGCUCCAUCAAGCUUCUUCAGACUCAACAAUACAUGUAACCGAGUUUAUAAUUAAGGACUAAACUUGGUUGCGAAAGGCUUGCUUUUUCUGAAGAAUCUUAACGUGUACAUGAUUGCUACAAUGAAAGAAUAUAUAUUUUAUCUAUAUAUUUCUAUUUAAUUCAAUUUUUGUCACUCUGUUCCCUUUAUCUUCUUCCUGUGGAGCAUCUUGUGAUAUUCAGCUGACACUGAUGGAGAACAGGACAGAAGUGGCACAGUUCAUCCUUCUAGGACUAACCAAUGACCCAAAACUGCAGGUUCCCCUCUUUGUUAUGUUCUUCCUAAUCUAUACCAUCACUCUGGUUGGAAACCUGGGAAUAAUUGUGUUAAUUCUCUGGGACUGUCGUCUCCACACUCCCAUGUACUUUUUCCUUGGUCACCUGUCUCUGGUGGACUUUUGCUACUCUUCAGCUGUCACUCCCACUGUCAUGGCUGAAUUCCUUAUGAGCAACAAUGUCAUCUCCUACGGUUCCUGUGUUGUUCAGAUGUUCUUUUUUGCAGCCUUUGCUACUGUAGAAAAUUUCCUUUUGGCAUCUAUGGCUUAUGACCGCUAUGUAGCAGUAUGCAAACCCCUACAUUACACUGCCACCAUGACGACAAGUGUGUGUGCUCGUCUCAUCACAGGUUCCUAUAUCUAUAGUUUCCUGAAUUCUUCCAUACAUGUUAGGAAUACAUUCAGCCUCUCUUUCUGUAAAUCCAAUGUGGUCCACCACUUUUUCUGUGACCUUCCAGCAGUUAUGGCUCUUUCUUGUUCCAAUAGGCGUGUUAGUGAACUGAUUCUUCUUUAUGUUGUGAGCUUCAAUGUCUUUUUUGCCCUCCUGGUUAUCUUGAUUUCAUACAUUUUCAUUUUUAUCACCAUUCUUAAGAUGCACUCCUCUGAAGGACGUCAGAAGGCCUUUUCCACCUGUGCUUCCCACCUCACUGCAGUCUCCAUCUUCUAUGGGACGGUCAUCUUUAUGUACCUACAGCCCAGCUCCAGCCACUCCAUGGACAUUGACAAAAUAGCAUCUGUGUUCUACACUAUGAUUAUUCCCAUGCUGAACCCGAUAGUGUAUAGCUUGAGGAACAAGGAAGUCAAGAGAGCAUUUAUAAAGGUUAUUUUAGGGGCAAAGUUGUCGUUAGGAUUGUGAUUUUAAUGUAGGAUGCACAAUGCCUGGAUUCAUUCUUCUCAGAUCUUCUCUGUGUACUGUAGAAUUAUGUUUUAAGGCCCAAUACUGACAUUCAGUUACUGAGAUGACAUCCUUACCUCUGUGAAAGUCUGUUGUCUAUAAACAAAGGAAAUAUUUUGUUCAUAAAUGUCAUAUGUCAAUGUGAAUGGCUAAGAUAUUUUGAGAUCUGCUUGUCACAGUCCUUAAUAAUGAUAAUGAUAUGUCUUCCUGGUUCAAUUUAGGUAGGUUGCAUGUGUCCAGGAAUCUAUCCAUUUCUGAUAGAUUUCCCUGUUUGCUGGCAUACAACUCCUUGUAGUAAUUUCUGAUGAUUCUUUUUAUUUCUGUGGUGUCUGUUGUUACGUUUCCUUUUUCAUCUCUGAUUUUAUUGAUUUGGGUCUCUUCUUUUUUUUGUUAGUUGGGCCUGUGGGGUGUCAAUUUUGUUUAUUUUUUCAAAAAACCAGCUUCUCGUUUUGCUGAUUUUUUGUAAUUUUUUUUUGAUUCAAUCUUGUUGAUUUCUUCUCUGAUUUUAAUUAUUUCUCUUUUUCUACUAGUUUUGGGUCUAGUUUGCUGAAGUUUUUCUAGAUCCUUGAGAUGCAUUGAAAGCUCAUUUAUUUGGUGCCUUUCCAAUGUCUUAAUGCAGGCACCUAUUGCUAUAAACUUUCCUCUUAACCCUGCUUUUUCUGUAUUCCAAAAAAUGGAUAAAUCUUCCAUGCUCAUGGAUUGGAAGAAUCAAUAUCAUCAAAAUGUCCAUUCUCCCAAAAGCAAUUUAUAGAUUAAAUGCGAUACCGAUCAAAAUGCCAAAGACAUUCUUCACAG